Molecule: messenger RNA, 969 nt
Organism: Didymodactylos carnosus
Lineage: Eukaryota; Metazoa; Rotifera; Eurotatoria; Philodinida; Philodinidae
Source: the annotation of a GenBank genome assembly
AUGUAUCGUCAUUAUUCUAACAACAGUAGACAUCACGAUGGUGCAGGAGAUCAUGCACCGCAUAUUAAUUUAACCUAUGUUGAUGGCGACGUUCACGUGGAAUUAAAAAAAAUGAUCCAAUCAGGUGAACAACGAACACUAAUUUUAAAAGCGGAACAAUUUUUUGAGAUUUCGUUCAAAAGUGAUGAAAUUCGAAAAGCUGGCCGUGAGAUGGCUCAUUAUCAGGGGCGUAACAGUGAGAAACAGCCGCCGAGUGAAGUUGGUUCAUUUAGAUUUAUUUUACGUUCCGACUAUAACAGUCAUAAAUAUGAACAUUUAUACGAAUGGGAAGUGCCCAAUUCUGAUUUACGAAUUUCGGUUCGUAAUCGUCGCAGUGACGGUAGACGACCUAAAGACACUGAAUUUGUGGUUGAAGUACGGGUGUUUACAGCAAGUGGUAGGCCCACAAUUGAAGGCAUUAUGAUGGCAUGGCAUAAUUUCAAUGGUGAGUUUUUGAGUUUAUAAGGAGAGGACAGCGUGGCAUCGCUCAUCAAAACCAAACGUGAUAGACUAAGGUAGACCAGGUGAUCUCGAAUUUCAGACCAUCGGUUCAUAUCAUUUGCAGUCUGUCAAACAAAUCUAAACAUUGCCAUUUUUUUGACGGAUUUCACGAAUUUUCAGUAUUCUUAGGGUUAAGCUCAUCUUUCGUUUAGAGAAAUUUCCGUAGUUAUGAGCGAGUUAUACGACGUAUAAAUCGACGAGUAUAAGUUUAUAAUUACUUUAUACGGCUAAAACGCGUAACUGUCACUCUCAGCUGCGGUGAGUUAAGCGAUAUUUUUUCUCUCAAACCAGCCUUAAAAGCAUAUGACUCACUCGCGUUUAGGAAAUUGAAAUGAUACUGUACGACGAUGCUGUAUAUAUAGGGAACAUAGCUGCCUUAUGACUACGUAAUAUAUGUACGAGUCGUAGGGCUAGUACAAAAAUGACGUG